This is a messenger RNA of Sturnus vulgaris (Common starling), 2254 nucleotides long. The record is from RefSeq and is a predicted model, not a curated record. NCBI's taxonomy places the organism in Eukaryota, Metazoa, Chordata, Aves, Passeriformes, Sturnidae.
CGGAGAAGGGUCCGAGGUGAGACCCCCACCCAAAAAGGGGGAUUCUGGAGGCGGGGGGAUUUUGGGGGGAUCAGCGCCCUAUUUCCCUCCGCGCAGGGUGCUUGGAGUGGGUGAAGCGGCAGCUGUUCCGCGUCGGGGAGGAUUGGUACUUCCUCUUCAUCCUGGGGGUCCUCAUGGCCACCAUCAGCUUCACCAUGGACAUCAUCGUCGCCAGGCUCCACGGGGCUCACAUGUGGCUGUACCGAGAGAUCGGGGACAUCGGGGUGCUCAAGUACCUCUCGUGGACCCUGUACCCCAUGGCACUGGCCGCCUUCUCCACCGGCUUCUCCCAGAGCAUCACCCCGCAUUCCGGAGGCUCUGGCAUCCCGGAGCUGAAGACCAUCCUGAUGGGCGUGGUGCUGGAGGACUACCUGGCCAUCCAGAACUUCGGAGCCAAGGUGGUGGGGCUGACCUGCACCCUGGCGUGCGGCAGCACCGUUUUCCUUGGGAAAGUGGGUCCCUAUGUCCACCUCUCCGCCAUGGCCGCAGAUUAUCUGGGGAAGAUGAGGACCACGGUCAUAAAGGAGUAUGAGAACAAGUUCAAGCAGCAUGAGAUGCUGGUGGCAGCUCAAGCCGUCGGGGUGGCCACAGUUUUCGGGGCGCCCAUCAGCGGUGAGGACCCUCCUAAUCCCACCCUGGCUCUCCUAAACCUCUCUCUGAUCCCUUUCCCCGUUUUUCCAGGGGUGCUUUUCAGCAUCGAGGUGAUGUCUCCCCACUUUGCCGUGCGGGAUUACUGGCGCGGCUUCUUUGCCGCCACCUGCGGCGCUUUCAUGUUUCGGAUCCUGGCCGUGUUCAACAGCGAGCAAGAAACCAUCGCUGCUGUUUUUAAGAGCGACCUCAAGAUUGAUUUUCCCUUCGACCUCCUGGAGACCUUCUUUUUUCUGAUUGUGGGGACCAUCUGUGGGAUCGUGGCCUGUGCUUAUCUCUUCUGCCAGCGCUGGAUGAUGGUGGCCGUCAAGAAGAACCGGCUGACAGCCAAGCUCUUGGCCACCGACAAACCCGUGUACACAGUGCUGGUGGUGCUGCUCCUUGCCUCCAUCACCUUCCCACCCGGGCUGGGGCAGUUCAUGGCCUCCAGGCUCACCAUGAAGGAGUAUCUCACCUCCCUCUUUGACAACCGCACAUGGAGCUUGCUGGCCCUCAAUGCCUCAGAGGUGGCCAAGCCUGAGGGGCUCUGGCAGGAGUGGCACCAUCCCUCUGCCACCAUCUACGGCACCUUGACCUUCUUCCUGCUCAUGAAGUUCUGGAUGCUGAUCCUGGCCACCACCCUGCCCCUCCCAGCAGGGUACUUCAUGCCCAUCUUCAUCUAUGGAGCAGCCAUUGGGCGCCUGAUAGGGGAGGUCGUGGCCCUGCUCUUCCCACGGGGGCUCUAUUCAGAAGGACCCCUACGGCCCAUUAUUCCUGCUGGUUACGCCCUGGCUGGUGCAGCUGCGUUCUCGGGUUCAGUGACCCAUGCGGUGUCCACGGCCCUGCUGGUGUGUGAGGCCACUGGGCACCUGGGCCACGUCCUGCCCACUGUGCUAGCCGUGCUGGUGGCCAAUGCCAUCAGCCAGAAGAACCAACCAUCCUUCUACGAUGCCGGCAUCAUUGUCAAGAAGCUGCCCUACCUGCCCCCUAUCCGCAGCCGGCACAUCGCCUCCUACCAAGUGGUGGUGGAGGAGUUCAUGGAGCGCCAGGUGGUGGCCUUGGCCAAGGGGGAUGGUUUCCAGGAGGUGCUGAUGGCCUUGGAUACUUCUGCUGAUGCUGAGUACCCCGUGGUGGAGAGCACAGAGUCCCCCACUCUGGUGGGCACUGUCAGCAGGUCUCAGCUGGUCACCUUCCUCCAGAGCCAUGAGCACCCCCAGGCCCCCCAAGGGGAGAAGCUGGCCAUCAUGGGGACACUUGGGGACGACUGCACCAUCGAGCCCAUCAUGCUGCAGUUCUCCCCGUGGACCUCCUUGCACCAGGCCUAUCACCUGUUCCAGCUGCUGAAGCUGCAGCGAGUCUUUGUCACCCGUUCUGGGGAGCUGGUGGGAGCCGUGAGCAGGGCAGAGCUGCGGAGAGCAAUCGAGGACCUCGCCAACCCCAAGUGAUGACGUUUUGGGACCACAGGGGACCCCUCCCCAGGGAUGUCCCCCAAGAAAAGAGGAGGAGUCCUGACCCCCCAGGUGGUGUGGAGGGUCUGGGCUGGGGGCGCCGGUUCUCCGGCAGAGCGUGUUGUGCAUUAAACACAUUG